This is a messenger RNA of Odocoileus virginianus texanus, 5526 nucleotides long. NCBI's taxonomy places the organism in Eukaryota, Metazoa, Chordata, Mammalia, Artiodactyla, Cervidae. The record is from RefSeq and is a predicted model, not a curated record.
ACCCCGGCCCUGCAGGUUUUCGCCUCCAAAGUUCUUCGCGAGGGAGUAGCGACAAGGAGAGCAGGACUGGGGCGAGGCCGCGGCGGUGCGCGUCUCUCCAGGGCUAGUCCGCCGGGCGGCCGGCGAGGCGCGGGGAAGAUGCUCCAGGUCCUGGUGCUUAAGAUUGAAGAUCCAGGUUGCUUCUGGGUUAUUAUAAAAGGAUGUAGUCCCUUUUUAGAUCAUGAAGUUGACUAUCAAAAACUGAAUAGUGCCAUGAAUGACUUCUAUAAUAGCAUGUGUCACGAUAUAGAAAUAAAACCACUCAAGUUGGAAGAAGGGCAGGUUUGUGUGGUUUAUUGUCAGGAACUAAAGUGCUGGUGCAGGGCAGUUAUCAAGUCAAUCGUGUCUUCAGCAGACCAUUACCUCGCAGAGUGUUUCCUUGUGGAUUUUGCUAGAUAUGUUCCAGUGAAAUCCAAAAACAUCCGAGUUGCCAUAGAAACUUUUAUGCAGCUUCCCUACAGAGCAAAAAAAUUCAGACUGUACUGCAUAAAACCUGUCACAUUGCACAUUAACUUCUGUGAAGACAGUGCUGAAAUUGUACGGGCCAAGAAGUGGGACAGUGCAGCUAUUCAGUACUUCCAGAACAUCCUGAAAGCAACUACCCAGGUAGAAGCCAAAUUAUGUGCUGUGGAAGAAGAUACUUUUGAGGUUUACCUUUAUGUAACUCUAAAAAAUGAAAAGGUUUGUGUUAACGAUGAUCUGGUUGCAAAGAACUUCGCUUGUUAUGUGUCACCCAUGGAGAAUGAGAACUUUGAUUCUUUGGAGAAGCCAAGAUUGAAUAUAAAGUCAGCAUCCUUUUCCAAUAAGCUCAAUCCAGCACUUACUCUUUGGCCAAUGUUUUUGCAAGGAAAGGGUUCUCAAAGGAUGGAAACGGAGUCUCUCCAGCAUCCGUGGCCCCAGGGUGUGGGUGACCUCAGGCCAACCAGUAGGAUCCUGGAUAAGACUGUAAAAUGUAAUGUGGAUUCAUUGAAAGGUUCACCUGAAAAAGAAUCUGAAAAGAAACAGCAGUACAUCUCCUUGAAAGACGUAAAUAAGUGUGUUGAAUCUGCAGUGUGCUGGCCAACAAAGAGAGGCAUAACCAUAUAUGCCAAUCCAGACACAUCAGCUGCAAGUGCUUCAUGUCAAAAGUCAAGUGAGAAGCCACUUAGAUCAGCUGAGAAGAAAGAAUACAAUGAGAAGAAUGGCUGUGUGAAAUUACUGCAGUUUUUAAAUCCUGAUCCUUUAAGAGCUGAUGGAAUCUCUGAUCUGCAGCAGUUGCAGAAGCUGAAGUCGGGGUCCCAGCAGACCAUGGCAGUUUUGCGAAACAGGGUUGAGCCCUGCUUGUCCAUCGAGACAGCACCACUCUCAACAGACCUGAAAAAGGCUCUUCAAAGAAAUAAGUUUCCAGGCCCCAGCCACACUGAAUCUUACUCUUGGCCUCCCAUAGCACGUGGCUGCGACGUGGUGGUCGUUUCUCACUGUGGAAACGACCCUUUGUUGUACCUUCCACCAGUGCUUACAAUUCUGCAAACAGGAGGCUGCUACAAGUCUUUGCCAAGUAGAAACGGACCUCUGGCAGUCAUCGUGUGCCCUGGGUGGAAAAAGGCCCAAUUUAUUUUUGAAUUAUUGGGAGACUAUAGAGCGUCCUCCAGGCCUCUUCAUCCUGUGUUGUUAACAAUCGGACUCCACAAAGAUGAAGCCAAAAAUAUGAAGUUUCCAAGGGGGUGCGAUGUGAUUGUUACAACACCACAUAGUCUCCUGAGACUUCUCCAGUAUCAGAGCUUAUUAUUUCUUAGGCUCUGUCAUCUAGUUUUGGAUGAGGUGGAAGUAUUACUCUCUGAAGCUAAUGAGCAGAUGUUUGCUAUAUUAGAUAACUUUAAAAAAAACACUGAAGUUGAAGAACGGGAAUCUGCCCCACAUCAGAUUGUUGCAGUUGGAGUUCAUUGGAACAGACAUAUAGAGCAUUUAAUCAAAGAGUUCAUGAACGACCCCUACAUUGUGAUCACAGCCAUGGAAGAGGCUGCCCUCUACGGCUGCGUCCAACAGGUAGUGCAUCUUUGCUUGGAAUGUGAAAAAACUUCUACUUUACUCCAGACUCUUGAUUUCAUCCCAAGUCAGGCAGAGAAGACCUUGAUCUUCACCUGUUCUGUAGCUGAAACAGAAAUAGUGUGUAAGGUGGUAGAAAGCAGUUCCAUAUUUUGCUUGAAAAUGCAUAAAGAAAUUAUUUUUAAUUUAAAAAGUGUUUUAGAACAGUGGGAGAAGAAGUUAAGUUCUGGUUCUCACAUUGUAUUAGCCUUAACAGAUGAUUGCGUCCCACUCUUGGCCAUCACCGAUGCCACGUGUGUUAUUCACUUCAGCUUUCCUUCCUCACCCAAAAUUUUCGGUGGACGCCUAUAUUGCAUGUCCGAUCAUUUUCAGAGUUUAACUGAACAGGGAGAUAAAAAGACCAAAUCUGUCUUGCUGCUGUCGGAGAGAAAUGCCUGCCACGCAGUUGGGGUCCUACGCUACUUGGAGCGAGCAGAUGCCAAGAUCCCUUCAGAGCUGUACAAGUUUACCGAGGGGGUUCUGGAAGCCAAAGAAGAUAGAAAAGCCAGAAGGCCUCUUUGUCCGUAUCUUAAGGCUUUUGGUUUUUGCAAGAUAAUACCCUUUUAUGUUUUGAAUGCAACAAAUUACUUUGGUCGUAUAGUUGAUAAACAUGAGGAUCUUUGUGCAACUCUUAAUGCUGAGAUGAAAGAGUAUUUUGAAGACUCCAAUAAUAAAGCAACUGUUGAAAAGAUGGAGAAAUUUGGAUUAUAUGGGUUAGCAGAAAAAUCAGUUUUUCACAGGGUUCAGGUGUUGGAGAUGAGCCAGAAGGAGGACACGUGGGCCCUGGAUAAUGUCCUUGUGAAGUUCAUAGAUGAAGGAAGGACUGGGCUCGUCACAAGAGACCAGUUGCUACACCUCCCAGAAAGAUUCCACACACUGCCCCCCCAAGCUGUGGAGUUUAUCGUUUGUAGAGUGAAACCCGUGGACAAUGAAAUUGAAUGGAAUCCAAAGGUUACUAGGUACAUUCAUCAUAAAAUUAUUGGAAAACUGCAUGAUGCAAAAGUGGUACUGGCUUUAGGAAAUACCGUUUGGAUUGAUCCAAUGGUGCACAUUACAAAACUUUCAAACUUGAAAACUUCUGUCAUUGAUUAUAAUGUUCGAGCUGAAAUUUUGUCAAUGGGAAUGGGCAUUGAUAACUCAGAACAUGUAGAACAACUGAAAAAAUUAUACAAAGGAGCUAAAAUGCCAUCUUUUGAAGAAAGCCUGAACCAGACCCUGAUACCUUCUUCCGGAGAAGACAGUGCUUGCCUGCCGAGCACACGGCAAGAGGACAAGGGCUCGGAGAGAGGAGCUGACUCCAAGACAGACUCAGAAAACCGAAAGCAUGAAACUUUACCAGAAAACACUGGAGGUGCUUCCAUCAACAAAACUACAGAGCCGCCGAAAAGCUUCCACCCACAAAUAAAAUGGUUCCAAAAAGAGGAUGUGGUCAUACUGAAGAUAAAAAUAAGGAAUGUAAAAGAUUACAAAUGUAAAUACUUUAGAGAUAGAGUCAUUUUCAGUGCCUGGGUAGGAGAGAAAUUUUACUUGGCUGAUUUGGAGCUGCAAGCCAACAUAAUAAAAGAUGAUUGCAAAUGCAUAAUUAGAUAUGACGAACCUAUAAUCACUCUUGCAAAAGAGCAGAAAGAGUCUUGGUGUGGCUUACUCAAACAGAAGAAUCCAAAUGUGGCUUUUGAUUUUGAUCACUGGGAAGACUGUGAUGAGGAUAAGGAGGAUAGCCACUUUGCCAAAGUUGUAAAUUCUAAAAACCUGUCCUGCAAUGUGGCAGGCUUGGUUGAGACCAGUGACAGAAGUUCCGAUGAAGAUGAAAGUAAUAGUGAAUGAGAAUGUGAAUUAAAACCUGCAGAGCAGCCAGAGGGUUCUGACCAGAAAUGGAUAUUGCUACGUGACCAGAAAUGGAUAUUGCUACGUGACCAGAAGCUAAGAAGACAGGCCUUUUUUCCCUCAAGGAUCAAGCAUUACUGUCACCUUGCGGCACUGGGAUUAGUAAUGGUGAGAAAUUCUUAAUUGAUAGAAAAAUGAGUUGAUGAUGAGACUCUGGAAGGAAGGUGGAAGCAGAGACACUGUGAGUGCUGGGCUGUCCUACUGGUCGCCUAGUGUGAAGCCUGCCUUGACACUCAGGUUAAGUGAUGCAAACCAGACAUUAAGGUAAUGAACUGUACCACCUGGAGUUCAUUGUUGUUUUUUCAUCUGUGUUUGGUACAUUCGUAAAACCUGAUCUUGCACAUAUAAAUUGAGAUUUCUUAAAAUUCAUACUCUGCACUGCUUAACAGACCUCAACGGCUUCCCUGGUAGCUCAGAUAGUUAAGAAUCUGCCUGCAAUGCAGGAGACCUGGGUUUGAUCCCUGCUCAGGAAGAUCCUCUGGAGAAGGAAAUGGCAACCCACUCCAGUAUUCUUGCCUUAGUUCCAUGGGCAGAGGACCCCGGCAGGCUACAGUCCAUGGGGUCGCAAAGAGUCAGACGUGACUGAGCAACUGACACGUCACUUCACUUUCAGCCAUGAGUUAGUUGGCAUUCAGCAUAACUGUGUGUGCACUCAUACUCCUAGUAGUCUUUACAUAUUGAUAGCCGGUUACCCAGGGUAAGCUGACAUCUCGCGAAGAGACAGGCCAAGGGUGAGAAUGGGCUUGCCUCAGCAACAGCAAGCAGCCUGACCCAGGGCUUCCUGGAGGUGAAGCUUCUGAAGUGCCCUCGGAACCUGCAGCGUCCGGGACAAACGGGACACAGGUCUCUCUCCAGUGGAGACUGAAGAGGACUUGUGCCUGGAGGUAACGCUCAGAGUACCGGCACAUGGCGAGCCCUGAAAACAUUCAUGGCCUCAUCCUGGGAUGAGGCUGCAGCACCCACAGUCACGAGGUCAUCAGGAAGUGUGCAUUUGUCAUGAGCACUUAAAUGUGGGCAGGCCCAGAGCCUGGCUUUCACGUUAACUGGCAAAGUUAGACGGGCAAGCCGUUGGCAAAUGUACACCCUGUGCGCUGCUUCAGUGUGGGUCUGGCAGCUUUGCCUCGAAUUGGAAAAUAACGUGAUGGAACAUGACUGCUAGGACGGCCCCCAGAAUCUUUAUUCUUUUUUACACAUCAGAAAGCACAGGUGCCCACGUUUGUACAUGUCCCAGGUGUGAAGCACCACCUGAACGGGAGGUAAACUUUGCCAUCAGGCUGUCAUGUCCCAUGAGCAGGCGUGAACCGUCCUUUUGCUCUCAGUUUCCUCAUCUGUAAAAUAAGACGGUCUGCUCCUUGGUGGGCACUGCCCAGCUGUGGGGCCUGGAGUGCUGCUGGGUGGAGGCAUGCCGCUGCCCUCUGAGGGGAGGGUGUGGUGUCCAGCCUGGACAGCUGCCAGAAUCGCAUCCUUGCUGCCACUGUGAGCCCGUGGUUCACUGGCAAGUGUCCGAUCGGCACAGGAGGUAUACUGGGGGUGAUUGUC